UGUGAACAAUUGUCCUUCUGCGGCUUCCGUAUGACGGAAUAGUGUUUGGUUUUUUGCUUUAUGCUAGCGACUCAAAACAGCUAAGGUGACGAAAUGGCUGAAUACGCACGUGUAAAAUCUACCAAACUAGUUUUUAAAGGUUCCGAUAAAGGGAAAAAGAAGAAGAACAAAGAUAAGAAGAGAAAAGCUGGAGAUCAAGAUGAAAAACCUGAUAUCGUUGCUGGUUGGUGGGUUGUCAGUAGUUUUGGAGAAAUUACGGGAACGGUUGCCAUAGAGAUGCACAACAACUCAUAUAUCCAUGCCCUUGAUACUGGACUCUUCACAGUUGGUGCACCACACAAAGAAGAUGAAGGACCAGACCCACCAGAACAGUUCACAGCGGUCAAGCUCUCCGACUCACGGAUAGCUUUGAAAUCUGGAUACGGAAAGUUCCUGGGCAUCAACUCUGAGGGGUUGGUGAUUGGGCGCUCUGACGCCAUCGGCGCCAGGGAACAGUGGGAACCGGUCUUCCAGAGUGGCAAGAUGGCUCUCCUGGCAGCAAAUAGCUGCUUCAUUUCCUACAGUGAAAGUGGAGACAUUGAAGCCAACAGUAAGACGGCAGGAGACGGAGAAAUGCUGAAGAUCCGAACCAACACAGAACGAGAGGUCAAGCGUAAAGACGACAUUGCAGAUGAAGAUCGAGGCAAUGUCAAAUCCUGUGAGAUCAAUUACGUGAAUGAAGAAGAUGCCACCACGUUAAAGAGAGCCCGGGUGGAUGGAAAGUUUCACGAAGCUUUGCUUGACAGGAGAAGCAAAAUGAAAGCUGACAGGUACUGCAAAUGAAGACUCAUGGACUCCUGCGUGUCUUUUUACCACAGGGAUUCUGCGGAGGUCGUUGUCGCCAACGCCACACUGCAUACAGCUGUUUUGUCUUUGUAUUUUUAAUAAAUGUUCCUGAAUUUUAAGGAA
Oryzias melastigma (Indian medaka) is the source of this 948-nucleotide messenger RNA. It is a transcript of the gene frg1, whose product is annotated as FSHD region gene 1. Gene Ontology annotation, cellular component: nucleolus; catalytic step 2 spliceosome; striated muscle dense body. Gene Ontology annotation, molecular function: actin filament binding. The record is from RefSeq and is a predicted model, not a curated record. Lineage: Eukaryota; Metazoa; Chordata; Actinopteri; Beloniformes; Adrianichthyidae.